AUGGUUGGUGAUCGGGUUUUUCUUAAGGUUUCACCCAUGAAGGGUGUGAUGCGGUGUGGAAAGAACGGAAAUUUGAGUCCUCGUUACAUCGGCCCUUUUGAGAUUAUUCAGAGAGUUGGAGAUGUUACUUAUGAGUUAGCAUUACCACCUGGUUUGUCGAGUGUUCAUUCGGUGUUCCAUGUUUCUAUGCUCAAAAAGUACGUUUCGGAUGGUUCUCAUGUGAUUAGAUGGGAUUCAGUGAUGCUUGAUCAGAACCUGUCUUAUAAGGAGGAGUCGGUUGCUAUCUUGGACCGGCAAAUUCGUAAGUUGAGAUCCAAGGAAAUUACUUAUGUGAAGGUUCAGUGGAGAGGUCGUCCGGUGGAGGAGGCGACUUGGGAGACCGAGUUGGAUACGAGGGCAAGGUAUCCUCAGCUUUUUUAUGCCCCAGAUUUAGUCCCCAGUACUAGCAGAGCUCGUGACUAUCAGGCUUCCCGUUAG
Messenger RNA from Lycium ferocissimum, 477 nucleotides. RefSeq lists its product as uncharacterized. The record is from RefSeq and is a predicted model, not a curated record. The transcript has 2 exons. The coding region runs from base 1 to 477 and encodes 158 amino acids. Lineage: Eukaryota; Viridiplantae; Streptophyta; Magnoliopsida; Solanales; Solanaceae.